Molecule: messenger RNA, 942 nt
Organism: Castor canadensis (American beaver)
Lineage: Eukaryota; Metazoa; Chordata; Mammalia; Rodentia; Castoridae
Product: olfactory receptor 8B4-like
Biological process (GO): G protein-coupled receptor signaling pathway
Cellular component (GO): membrane
Molecular function (GO): G protein-coupled receptor activity; olfactory receptor activity
Source: RefSeq, a predicted model, not a curated record
AUGACUUGCCAGAAGAGAAUGACUCUGAGAAACAGUUCCUCAGUCACUGAGUUUAUCCUUGUGGGACUGUCAGAACAUCCAGGGCUCCAGUUCCCCCUCUUCAUCUUGUUCUUAUGUAUCUAUGUGUUCACUGUGGCGGGCAACUUGGGUUUGAUGACCUUAAUUGGGUUGAGUUCUAGCCUUCAUACCCCAAUGUACUUUUUCCUCUUCAACUUGUCCUUUAUAGAUUUCUGUUAUUCCUGUGUGUUUACCCCCAAAAUGUUGAAUGAUUUUGUGUCAGACAAUAUUAUCUCUUAUGUAGGAUGCCUGACUCAACUAUUUUUCUUUUGUUUCUUUGUCAAUUCUGAGUGCUAUGUUUUGGUAUCAAUGGUCUACGAUCGCUAUGUGGCCCUCUAGCCUCUGAUGUAUGCAGUCACCAUGUCCCCUCAGGUCUGCUCUCUACUGAUGUUUGCUUCAUAUGUGAUAGGGUUUGCUGGGGCUGUGGCCCAUACUGGAAGCAUGCUGAGACUACCUUUCUGUGAUUGUAACAUCAUCCACCACUACCUUUGCGAAGUUCUCCCCCUCCCGCAACUCUCCUGCACCAGCACUAAGGUCAAUGAGCUGUGUUCUAUUGUUGUUGGAAUUGUCAUCAUGGUAUCCAGUGUCAGCAUCUUCAUUUCUUAUGCUUUGAUUCUCUCCAACAUUCUUCGGAUUCCUUCUUCCAAAGGCAGGUCCAAAGCCUUUGGCACGUGUGGCUCUCAUAUAAUUGCUAUUGUUCUGUUUUUUGGGUCAGGGACAUUCACCUAUUUAACAACCUCUUUUCCUGGAUUUACAGAACAGGGCAAGUUUGCCUCAGUCUUUUACACCAAUGUGGUUCCCAUGUUUAACCCUUUGAUCUACAGUUUGAGGAACAAAGAUGUUAAGUUUGCCUUAGAUAAAACCUUGAAGAGCAUACUCUUCUGA